GUAAUUUUGCCCAAUAAAGUUUGACCCAGUAGCACCAUGUUGCCUGUAAAACAGCGUCCAGGGCUUACAAUCCCCAUCGCUCACCUGUUCCUCUUUAUGCGCAUGCGCACUCUGGGAUAAUAAUAAUAAUAAUGAGUCGGUUCGGUUUCUAUUGUAUUUUCCUCUUCUUGCUAUAUAAAAGCCCGAGUUUCAUCCUCUUCUUGUGUUUCGCCAUUUUCGUUUACAUUCAUUACAGAACGCGAUAAAAAAGAAUAAUUAAAUUGAUGAUAGCUGGAUGAUAGCUGGAUGAUGUGGAUGUAGAACAUCACCAUGGUUUCUCCUCUGUUUACAAACACGUCAUGAGAUCUCUUCGUCCUUGUCUCUGCAGCUCUGUGUGCACGUCAGUCUCAAGUGAUGGACUGUGCUGUUCCCGUCUCGGAGGUCGUCCCAGAAAAAGCUUAACCAAAACACCGGAGCGGUUACGUUACCGAGCCGCGAUAAGACGCAAGAGAUGCUUGAUAAGAGCCUGUUAUAAACACACUGAUAGAGGAUGUCUGCAAACAGCCUGCGUUCAGCCACCACAGAGAAGGACUCAGCUAAACACAGCUGUGACCUUACCUGUGUGUUCAGCUCAAUGGGUGUCUCACUGUCAGUAUGGCUGUACAGCAGGGCAGACGACGACAGCCCUCCCUCCUCUUCAUCAGCUUUCCCUCUGCUUGCUGUCCCGACGUCCUCUCGCCUUGCGGUCACUCUGAACUCCUCACCGGUUGUCCCGGGAGACAGCCGUUCACACUGGAGCUCGGUCCACCGCUCUCCUCACUUCCUGCUGUCUACCUGCAAACAGGAAGUGACACGUUCACCUGUUGAGCUGAGCAGCGACGGGGUGAGGGCGGAGAUGGGGGUGAAGAGUGGGCUUCAUGUCUGGGAAGUGCUGUGGAGCGCCAACCACAGAGGGAGUCAUGCCGUCAUGGGCAUUUCCAGGCAGAGCUGCCCUCUGCAGGCCUCAGGGUACAACGUGUUAAUCGGCGGGGACUCCCAGUCGUGGGGCUGGGAGCUCAAAACCAAUCAGCUCUGGCAUGCUGGACAGAGUCUGGGACUUUAUCCAGGAAAGAGGAAGAGGUGCCGCUCUGAGGCUGUGGAGGAUUUUAGGACAAAGUCGUCCACUUCAUCACACACAAAGGUGACACCUCUCCCCAUCCCUGAGCGCGUCCUGCUGGUCCUGGACGCCGACGCAGGGACUCUGGGAUUCGUCGUUGAUAGCAGCUUCCUCGGCGUAGCUUUCAAAGACCUCCCUCGUGGUGUGGAACUGUUCCCAGCGGUGAGCAGCGUGAGAGGAGGAGCCAGCAUACAACUACGAUACCUGAACGGUGCCGCACGUGAUCCCCCUGCCCUGAUGGCUUUAUGUGGACUGACAAUUCGGCAGUUUUUAGGGGAACAGAGGCAGAAUCAAAUGGACAAACUGCCUCUACCCACUUGUAUCCAACACUACCUGCUUUCUAGUCAAUAAUGUACACUUGUACGUAUACAAACACAAAUAAUAGGAAACAUUUUGUCAAUCACUCAAGUGUACCAAGAAUUUAUAGAUUUUUAUAUGAAAAAUGAUGUUAUUAUAGCCAUACAAGUGGAUAUUAUUUAUCUUAUUUAUUACAAUAUAAUAUAUACACAUUUCACUCUGUUUUCUUUCUUUGUGUAUAAAAUAAAU
Molecule: messenger RNA, 1681 nt
Organism: Sebastes umbrosus (honeycomb rockfish)
Lineage: Eukaryota; Metazoa; Chordata; Actinopteri; Perciformes; Sebastidae
Product: SPRY domain-containing SOCS box protein 4
Exons: 3
Coding region: 530-1486 (318 amino acids)
Biological process (GO): proteasome-mediated ubiquitin-dependent protein catabolic process
Cellular component (GO): SCF ubiquitin ligase complex
Molecular function (GO): protein binding
Source: RefSeq, a predicted model, not a curated record